ACGCGAGUUCCACUUGGAACAAGCACAUCAACCAUGGCCUUCUCGUUCGGAGGCGCAGCUGCCCAGCCAGCGCAGCCACAGCAGUCGUCCCUCUUCGGCAACACGGCCGCCGCAUCCAGCUCAACCUCUGGCUUCGGUGGCGGCUUUGGAGCCGCUUCCACAAACGCUCAGCCAGCAGGCUCGGGCUUGUUUGGCUCAGCUUCGGCGGCCCCAGCUAGCGGCAGCACGGGCCUGUUUGGUGCUGCGAAGCCGGCAACAACAGGGCUGUUUGGACAGGCAUCGACCAGCACACCCGCGGCUGCGACUGGAUUUGGAGGGUUCGGUCAGCAGCAGCAGCAACAGCAGCAGCAGCAGCCUGCUGCUACUGGAGGACUCUUUGGGCAGCAGCAGACACAGCAGCCUGCUACCGGAGGAUUGUUUGGCCAGCAACAACAGCAGCCUGCGCAGACCGGAGGAUUGUUCGGACAGCAACAACAACAGCAGCAGCAGCCCGCUGGCGGAUUGUUCGGCCAGCAACAGCAGCAGCAGCCAGCGACAGGAGGUCUCUUCGGGCAGGCGAAGCCUGCGGGUGGAUUAUUCGGCUCGACGAACUCGACGGCACAGCCCGCGGCGACGGGUGGACUGUUUGGCCAGCAGCAGCAGCAACAGCAGCCUGCGGCCGGUGGUGGAUUGUUUGGCCAGGCAUCGACAACACAGCAGCCGGCCGGAGGAAGCAUCUUUGGAGCGAAGCCAGCAGGAUCGGGACUGUUUGGAUCGACGGCACAGCAGCCAGCACAGCAGGGAGGCCUGUUCGGCUCGACGAACCAGCAGCCUGCUUCCGGCUUGUUCGGCUCAACAGCCCAGCCCCAGGCCCAGGGUAGCGUGUUUGGUGCUCCCCAGCAGCAGCAGUCGGUGUUCAACGGCACUACUGCGCCCCUCGCAACGUCCAUCAACCAGGCUCUCAAGGAGGAGGAUCUCGCCCAGCGCAUUGUCUCGAUCGCCAAGGCAUGGGACGAGUCUUCGCCAGAUUGCCGCUUCAAGUACUUCUUCUACAAUGUCGUCGAGCCGGGACACUCGCAGUUCUACGGUCGACCAGCGGGAGCCACCGACGACACCAAGUGGGCGCGCGCUGUGCGGGAUAACCCGGAUCCUCAGAACCUCGUUCCAGUACUUGCGACCGGGUUCGGCGACGUUAAGAAGCGUGUUCAGGCCCAGGAGCAGCUCGCCGCUGUGCACCAGCAGAAGAUCAAGGAGAUCAACGCGGCGCUGGCCGAGCUGUCACGGAAAGCGUCGCUCGACUCGUCUGUUCGCCUCGCCUCUUUGCAAGCCAACCUCGGACAGCUCCAGCAACGGCUGAUGCACCUCGCCGCCAAGUCACCAUCGUUCGCCCCGGUCCAGUCAAGCGCCUUCCGGCCAGAAGAGGCCGAGAUGAAGACGACACUUGAAAACGUCAAGGAUGAACUCGACGGCCGCGUCAAGCCGGGUCAGCGCAGCGGCACUGUUGGUCUCAACCAGCCACGCCACCAGGCGGCAUCUCGUGGACGGAUGAUGGGCCAGGUGAACGAGCUGUGGGGCGCGAUUGAAGAGCUGCGCAGGCAGCGUCGUGCCCGCGGAGCGGAGAGUGUGUCGUGGGCGAGCGACGAGAGGUUGCUCAAUGAGAUUGCCCUCGUCCUCGACCAGCAGCAGCAAGCCCUGUCAAAGUUGAGCGAGCUCGCAAGCGACGCGGUGUUUGACGUCGACGUUAUCCGCCAGGGAGUCCCUGAACUCGAGGCAAAGAAGUGAGAGCGGGUGUCUGGCAGACUAACGAGUAGGAGGGCAAAGGAGCAAGAGGUGCGCAAGAAGGCGGAGGAAGAGCGCGAACGCCAGCGUCAAGCACAAGCAAACGCGAAGACGGUCACGUGGGGGCAAGGGUGGUAGACAUACGACGUAGACUCUGCAUUGGCAUUCCAUGUAUCCUGUUG
Vanrija pseudolonga is the source of this 1940-nucleotide messenger RNA. RefSeq names its product Nucleoporin nup44 (gene nup44). The transcript has 4 exons. Gene Ontology annotation, biological process: NLS-bearing protein import into nucleus; protein localization to nuclear inner membrane; nuclear pore organization. Gene Ontology annotation, cellular component: nuclear pore central transport channel; nuclear pore. Lineage: Eukaryota; Fungi; Basidiomycota; Tremellomycetes; Trichosporonales; Trichosporonaceae. The coding region runs from base 34 to 1761 and encodes 575 amino acids. The record is from RefSeq and is a predicted model, not a curated record. Gene Ontology annotation, molecular function: structural constituent of nuclear pore.